GGGAAGCCAGGGAUGCGGUUCCGGGGCACGGCGCUGUGCCUGAGCUUCUGAGCCGUGGCUCAGGCUGCGGGGGCUGCGGGGUCGGUCCGAGCCUGGCUCGGGGCAGGGGGAGAGCCCCGGAAAGUGGAGCGGAACCGGUCCUGGGAGGAGGGCACCGGCCCAGAUACCGACCCUCCUCCCACCCCCCCCCCGGCGCCCCCGCCCCGAGGAUUCCUGUCUGUGAUGUCCAAUGUAUUCUGCAGGUCCUACUGAGCUGGAAAGUCUUUGGGAGUUGGCUAGGAACUGACUGUGUUUUUCUCAUAGGAAGACCAAUCCAAGUGAUCCCUUUAAACAAUAUGAAGAGGAGAAAGUAGACUUUUAAGGAAAUUGGCCUCCAUAAAGAAUGGCCUUCUUGGAUAACCCAACGAUCAUCCUGGCUCAUAUCCGGCAAUCCCAUGUGACCAGCGAUGACACGGGGAUGUGCGAGAUGGUUCUGAUUGAUCAUGAUGUAGAUCUGGAAAAGUUUCAUCCACCUUUGGUGCCUGGAGACAAUGGCUCAGAAAUGCCAGGAAGCAGUGUUGAAACUCAGGGCUAUGUCUAUGCCCAGUCUGUUGACAUUACCUCAAGUUGGGACUUUGGCAUCAGAAGACGCUCAAACACAGCUCAAAGAUUAGAGCGACUUCGAAAAGAGAGACAAAACCAGAUAAAAUGCAAGAAUGUUCCAUGGAAAGAAAGAAAUGCUUCUCAUUCAGCAGAGGAGCUCAGCUCAUUGUUUGAAAAAAAGAACUUCAAAGUCAAGUCUUCAAGUGUGGGGAAGCCAUCCCUCCUCUCCGUGCGCCUAGAGCAGUGCCCGCUCCAGCUGAAUAAUCCUUUUAAUGAGUAUUCCAAAUUUGAUGGUAAGGGUCACGUAGGGACCACUGCAACCAAAAAAAUUGAUGUCUACCUCCCACUGCACACAAGCCAAGACAGACUCCUACCAAUGACAGUUGUGACCAUAGCACAUGCCAAGGUGCAUGAUCUAAUCGGCCUAAUCUGCUGGCAGUAUACAAGUGAAGGACGAGAACCCAAGCUCAAUGACAACGUCAGUGCUUAUUGUCUCCACAUUGCUGAGGACGACGGUGAGGUUGACACAGACUUCCCUCCCCUGGAUUCCAAUGAGCCCAUUCAUAAAUUUGGCUUUAGCACUUUGGCCUUGGUUGAGAAGUAUUCAUCUCCUGGUCUUGCAGCCAAACAGUCACUCUUUGUUCGAAUAAAUGCUGCUCAUGGAUUCUCCCUUAUUCAGGUGGACAGCACGAAGGUCACCAUGAAGGACAUCUUGCAGAAGGCACUGAAGCGGAGGAAGGGCUCUCAGAGGGGUUCAGGUCCUCAGUAUCGCCUGGAGAAACAGAGUGAGCCCAAUGUCCCCGUGGACUUAGAAUGCACCCUGGAGAGCCAGAGCACUUUGGAGUUCUGCCUUGUGCGAGAGAACAGUUCCAGGGGAGAAGGGAUUUCGGAGGAGGAUCCUCAGACUGACAUAGCCACAGUCCAAGACAUGCUGUCCAGUCACCAUUACAAAUCUUUCAAAGUCAGCAUGAUUCACCGACUCAGAUUCACGACGGAUGUGCAACUAGGUAUCUCUGGAGACAAGGUGGAGAUAGACCCCGUCACUAACCAAAAGGCCAGCACAAAGUUCUGGAUUAAGCAGAAGCCCAUUUCAAUUGAUUCUGACCUGCUGUGUGCCUGUGACCUUGCUGAAGAAAAAAGCCCAAGUCACGCGAUGUUUAAACUUACCUAUCUAAGCAAUCACGACUACAAACAUCUCUACUUUGAGUCAGAUGCUGCUACUGUCAAUGAGAUUGUGCUGAAGGUGAACUAUAUCCUGGAAUCCCGAGCAAGCACUGCCCGGGCUGAUUACUUUGCUCAGAAACAAAGGAAGCUGAGCAGGAGAACAAGCUUUAGCUUCCAGAAGGAGAAGAAGUCGGGACAGCAGUAAUGGCUGGAACAAAGAACCCUGAUGUGCCACCCUUCACAGCAGCAGCAGCAGCAGCUCCCCACAGCCUCGGUGGGCACCAGCAAUGGAAGGCCCCAGGCUCUCUACAGUUUCUCAUGGUUGAAGGAUCCUGACCACCAUGUUGGGGAUGGAAUGGAACCCAGAAUUUGGUGGGCCACCCUGUGCCCUUUGACUGGAGCCCCUUCAGCUAGAGCUAAGACUCAAAUGAGGAUGGCAGAUAUUUGGAUUAGAAGCCAGACGAGAUCACAUGCUGGGUGAACUCCAUUAUGUAGCACAUACAAUCACAAAAAGAGUGACUUCUACUUUUUUUCACUGCCUGAUUACAAAACAUUGAUAUGUAAAAGAAAGAGGUCACUUAGAACACGAUCAAAUGUCUUCAAGUUAAUACUGAACAAAAUGUAUACUUUUUUUUUCCUUGUAAUAAACUGGCAUAAUCUUUAUCAAGGCAUGUAGGAUGGACCAUUCUUUGGGGCAGAGGGUUAAUUAUGUGAUUCUUUUUUAAAAUCUUCCAGAUUAUCAAGGGGCAGAUCUUUUAAAAGCACUGUUUGAUUCUCUUAGAAGAAACGUUUAUUGAUAGAUCAGUAUUUCCAAAGCACCAUUUGUUUGGUGACUUCCUGUAGAACCUUAUUGACAGCCGGAGAACAAGAAGAGAUGCUGUAUCUUAAAACCCACCGUGUCCUUUACGUGCCUGGAGAGGCCUUGUUUCCACAGAUGAGAUGGCAUGGUAGAGCAAAGAGCACUUGACUGGGGGCCAGGGAGGAUGGGAAGUGAACCGCCCCUCAACCUUUGAUAAGGUGUGUCGCCUUGGGUGAGCCACCCCCUAGCCCGAGCCGGGGGUUGGAUUAAAUGAUCUCCAAGACACCUUCCAACUCUGAAUGUGAUGAUCCUUCUGUCUUCAGAGACAAUGCUGUCUUCAUGGCAUUGGGCCAGCUGGUAAUCAGGGAAGAGGGAUACAACUUGGAAGCAACUGCCAUCCCUGGUUUCUGGUCUUUGGGAGACAUAGCACGAUAUAGCCGGAAAGUCAGUCAAAUAGAGUGAGAAGAACUGGCCUGUGGUCCUAGCUUGCUAGAACUCCUUACUUAGCUUAAAUACCUUGGGCAAGAUGCUUCCCACACUCAGCCUCAGGUUUUGCAACAUGAUUGAUUUGGACUAGGUCUCGGUCUCUUUUUCCUCUAAUAUCUGGUAUUCUUUGUUCUCACACUGUGAUCUAAAGUCCCUUCUGACUCCAGCAUUCUGAGUUUUAAUUGCCCUUCCAGGUCUGACAGCUUCUGAUAUGAUCAUAAAACUGUUACCUGGAGAUGGAUAAUUUCUCAUUUCCCUAAGGCGGGGGCUCGCUCUUUCCCUUGUUUGUGCCCUGGACCCCAUUGACAGUCUGGGGAAGCCUAGGGACUUAUCCUCCCAGUAAUGUUUUCAAAUGCAUAAAAUACACGGGAUCAAAAAGGAAACCAAUUCUAUUUAAAUACAGUUACCAGAAUAUUUCUUCAAAACAAGUUCACAGACCAGGUGAAGAAUUGCCGCCUUACAUUGAAAGAAAAGAUUCUGUUGAUAAUAACAGUGAAAGUUUUUUGUAUUAUUUGAGCGUUCUCACCUUUCAGUGGCUCGUAGGGAUGGAGCAAUAGCAGUGCCUUCUUUUCUCCUUUACCAAAAAAAGAAAAAAGAAAUGACUUCCUUUGUGAAAGCAGCACAUGACAGUGGGCAGCUGCUAGAUCGGGAGUCGUGGAGCCUGGGUUCAAAUCCUGGAGCUGCUAUUUACCCACUCUGUGUCCUCAGGCAAGUCACUUUCCUCCUGAAACCUUGUUUCCCUGUAAAAUGGGGGUGAUAACCCCUGCACUGCCUCCUGUGGGGGAAAAAUGCUUUGUAAAUAUUAAAGCUGGGUAAUAUUAAAUAUUAAAGCAGGGUUAAAAUGGAGUGAUUGUGUUUUAAAGCAGUAUUUAAAUAUGGUUCUUCUUUCUGUCUGCCAAUAAAAAGUUCAAUUUUUAAAGCAGAUAAAUAACCUGAACCAAUACUAGUAAUAGUUUUAUUCCAUCAGAGGGAACCGGCUUAGAGUCCGUCAUUCACUUUUAUGAAAUAGAUAGAAGAUUUCCAGCCAAGAGUUUCAAUGGGAGAGAGGAGAGUUGUUGCUUCAGACAGCCUCUGGCUUUCCAUUGUCAGUAAAGCACCACUUGUCCCUCUGCUGCAGCCCAUCCCCUUCGUUUUGCGGAUGAGGAAACUGAGGCACAGGGAAAUGGAGUGACUUCCCCAUAGUCCCAUAAGCAAUAAGUGGAAAAACCAGGAUUCAGUCCAGGUUCCCUGACUCCCAAACCAGUCUUCUUUUUGCUACACCCCACGUCACCAACUUGGACCUUCUGGGGAGAGGAUGUGGACACUGGCCACAGGUGAGUGCAGUCACUUUCCAUGGGCAGGCAGAGUUGGGGUUUUUGCUCCCAAUUGUAAAUGCUCAUCUCUCUUGACCGCCCAUGUGGUUUGAUCUGGAUCUCCAGUAGUCAUAAUGAUUCACAUUUGCCCAGAGCUUACCAGUUUCCAUCUGCCUUCACCUACAUUAUCUCACUGGAUUUCUCCUGUCCCCAAGUGACAGAUGAGGAAACAGGCUCAGAAAUGGAAAAUGACCAGCCCAAGGCCACGCAAAGAGUGAGUGUCAGAGAGAGUCACAGAAUUCUAGAGUUAGGAAGGACCACACAAGACUACUUCAAAUUCUCCAUUUUAUGGGGGAGAAAACUAGUCCCCAUAAACGGGAAAUGAUUGGUCAGUCCAAGCUUGUUUGAGCCAGCACUCAAACCCAGGUCUUCAGAUGCUGAAUCUACAGCUGUUUCUACUAGAGCACCCUGCCUCAUAUGUGAAAAGCCUUUUAUUAAAACUAUUACAUGUGAAAAGAUCUGAUGAAAUACAACAGACUAGAGUGUAUUCCCUGGAAAAGGGUAAUUUUCAUUAAUUCCUCAAUUCAGUUCGAUGUUCGUGUAACAGAAGAAUCCUUUUCUUAACAAAACUGUUUUCCACAACCUCAGCAAGACAGAAAGACUCUCCUUUAUAAUCUGCUACCUGUAUUUCAAUUUUUAGCCAUUUUAUAUUUUCAACUAUCUUUUGAGAUGGAAAAGACUAAUUAAGUCAUUAAACCUUGUGACGUUCAGUAUUAAAAAUUAUAU
Messenger RNA from Trichosurus vulpecula (common brushtail), 5109 nucleotides. RefSeq names its product MAPK associated protein 1 (gene MAPKAP1). Gene Ontology annotation, molecular function: phosphatidylinositol-4,5-bisphosphate binding. Lineage: Eukaryota; Metazoa; Chordata; Mammalia; Diprotodontia; Phalangeridae. Gene Ontology annotation, cellular component: TORC2 complex; cytoplasm; plasma membrane. Gene Ontology annotation, biological process: TORC2 signaling. The record is from RefSeq and is a predicted model, not a curated record. The transcript has 13 exons. Bases 383 to 1951 code for a protein of 522 amino acids.